Aspergillus glaucus CBS 516.65 is the source of this 2319-nucleotide messenger RNA. RefSeq lists its product as uncharacterized. Gene Ontology annotation, molecular function: zinc ion binding; sequence-specific DNA binding; DNA-binding transcription factor activity, RNA polymerase II-specific. The record is from RefSeq and is a predicted model, not a curated record. The coding region runs from base 1 to 2319 and encodes 772 amino acids. Lineage: Eukaryota; Fungi; Ascomycota; Eurotiomycetes; Eurotiales; Aspergillaceae. Gene Ontology annotation, biological process: DNA-templated transcription; positive regulation of transcription by RNA polymerase II. The transcript has 3 exons.
AUGGCAGGUCCUCUUCCCAUUCCCGCCGCGACGAGUCCGCCGGCUCGGCGCCGUCCGCUGGCUUGUUCCCGGUGCCGUCGGCGUAAAGUCCGCUGCGACGGGGCUUCGCCUGCUUGUUCGAAUUGUGCUAGAGCUGAGGUGGAAUGCUUUGAGGGGGUUUCGGGGACGGCGAUAUCCCGGAGUCGCCUUUAUUAUCUGGAGAACCGUGUGAGGGAACUAGAAGCUGCCAGUGGAGUCAUUGCGCUGUCGGCCACUCGCCCGAAUGUGUCUGAUAAUGGAGACACCAGCAACAUUGAUCCGAGGCUCUCAGGAUUUGUGGAAGCCCCACGAGUUGACCCCUUGCCUAAUCAUCAGCAUCAAUAUAGCCAGAGCAGCCAAUUCGGAUAUCCAGGGGAUGGACUAGGAUCGGAGCAUCGUCAGCAAGCAUCUCGCUCAUCGCGUGAAGAAAUCCCUCGACCAGGAAGCACAGUUCGAACCCUCAAUCCGGGGCAGAGUCCAAGAGCAGAAAGCAAUCCCAUUGAAGAUGGUGCUUCUCCGGCCAUUUCAACUUCCAGUCGGAUUACGCGAGAUCAGCCACUCGCUCACGAAGUGGGCUUGCUUUCCUUGUCGAAUGCAAGUGAUCCCAAGUAUCUGGGCCUGUCAUCAGGAGUCCCGUUUGCGCGAUUGAUAUACGAAUCAGUACCCCAGUCGCAAGGAUUGUCACUGGCAUAUUUGCGAGAGGAUGAACAAGACCAACGGCAGGGUGAUGCGGCUCAGGGUCUGGGCCUAAGUGCACAUGACAUCCAACAGCUUGGCUUGCCUUCAAUGUCCGGCUGCCAGCAGUAUGCAGAAAUAUAUUUCAGCGUCUCGACAUUCUACCCCUUCAUCUCGCAGGAUGAUCUCCAUACCCUCCUCAAGCAGGUGAUGCAUCUCGACACUAGGUCGACUUGGAACAGCAUUAUCCCCGUGAAGCUGGCCCUUGCGCAGAUUUAUUUGGUGCUUUCUCUGGGUGCGCGAUUUUUAGAAAUUAAGCUUAACAGCAAGUUCCCCUCACAUGACUUGUUUACCAAAGGCAUGGGGUAUGCGACACAGAUCAAGCUCCAUGAUAGCAUCGAAGGUGUGCAAGUUCUUUUGCUGUUGGCACAGCAUAGCUUUUAUAGUCCGGAGGGGUUAAAUGCGUGGUUUCUGUUGCAUACCAUUAUUGCCAGCUGCUUGGAUCUUGGGUUGCAGCGGCGUGAUAACUGCAAAAAAGAGACCGAACCCCCAUGCCAUCGCAAAACACGCCACCUGCGAAGCGCUAUCUUCUGGUCAGCAUAUUCCAUGGAUCGCACCCUCACCACCAUCUUAGGCCGUCCUCUCACGCUGAGAGACGAAGCCAUCGAUCGGGAAUUCCCGGGGCUAGAUAAUAACGAUGAGGUCGAAUCGGCAGCAACCCAGUGGGAUCAGACUACCUCACAAGACCAAGCGGUUGAACAGCAACCGCCAGGGUUGGCUCCAACCCCCUACACAGCAUGCGUUUACUCUCUCCGCUUCGACCGGAUCGUCGCAGAAAUCAAGCUGAUGCUGUACCGUGUCUCGCGAUCACCCAGUCGCUUUCCAUGGCCGACAAAUGUAACUGCUUGGCAACGUGAAGCCCAUAAUGUCUGCGUCUCGCUGCUUCAGGAAGCUCGGAAUCAGCAGCAAAGCUCUCUUUUGAACAGCUUCGGUACGUUGUCUGGAGUGACCAUGCAACGGUUGGAACUCAAAUACCACCACUGCAUCAUGCUCCUCUAUCGUCCAAGCCCGCAAAUCCCGCAUCCAAGCACAGAAGCUAUUCAGGCAUGCUUUAGCAGCGCGAUGGAUAUCAUCUCCAUCUACGCAGACCUCCACAGAUUCCUAAACAUGGAAUGCUCAUGGCUCUCGGCGCAUUCGAUCCUGGUAGCUGCCAUCACAGUCCUUUACUGCUUAUGCUCGCACCCAGCCAUACGAGGAAUAACACCCGUCGAAACCUGUUUGAAAAGGACAGAACUAGCCCAUGAGCUGCUAUCGUUCCUAGGACGGUCAUGGUCUGUUGCGGAUGAGGCAGGACUGAAGCUGGGUAGGUUGAUCACGGCUACGAGUGAGGUUUAUAGCGCAAAUGCCACUGUAGGCGGUAGCCUUGCUGAUCGCCAAGAGUAUGAGAAUGGCGGCAAUAUGGUGCCGUUGCAGCAGUCGAGUUCAGGCUCAGAUAACCCGGAUAUGCCUGCUCUGGAUGGAAGGGCUUUCUUGACUGAUGAGCUCGGGGUUCUUCGAGACUUGUUUGAUCUUGGGUGGUUGGAUGAAUCGGAGUUUGGUAAUCAGCCCUCUUUCUUUGGGUCUUGA